This is a messenger RNA of Manduca sexta (tobacco hornworm), 4850 nucleotides long. RefSeq names its product tetratricopeptide repeat protein 21B. Gene Ontology annotation, molecular function: protein binding. The record is from RefSeq and is a predicted model, not a curated record. NCBI's taxonomy places the organism in Eukaryota, Metazoa, Arthropoda, Insecta, Lepidoptera, Sphingidae. Gene Ontology annotation, biological process: intraciliary retrograde transport; protein localization to cilium. Gene Ontology annotation, cellular component: intraciliary transport particle A.
UAGUUGUUUUUGUUGCUUGAGCUUCUAUUUUACGUUAUAUCAUUGAAUUAAAUAACAGGAAUGUUAACCAGAGCAAGAGCAUUCUCAACCGAAGUGCUGAAGGUUGUCAAUAAUGUUGCUAAGCAACAGUUUGAAGUGUCAAUAAAAAACCUAGCGGUUGUGGAGUAUAAAAAUAUAGGCAAGGAUAUAACACUUCUUCACACUAGGGUGCCCAAUGAAUUUCAAGGGAAAGGUGUUGGGAAAAUACUAGCUAAGCAUGCAUUUGAUCAUGCAUUGGAUAAUAAAUUGAAUGUGACUUGCAAAUGUCACUUUUUAGCAAAAUAUUAUAAUGAUAAUAUAAAUAAAUACAAAACUCUAAAAGUUAAACUAGAAUUAGACUAAUGCAACAAUGGAAAUGACAUGGAUUAGGUGUAAAAUACAUUAUUAUUUAUGGGAAAAGUAUUAUGGAAAUGCAAAAAAAGUUAUACGACAAGCCAUAUCACAGCUUAAUGAUACAUCAGAGUACUCAUUUUAUAAUGGUAUAGCAAGUGUAUUGGAAGGCCAAGCUCAAAAAGGAAUCAAUGAAUUGGUGCCGCUGCAGUCAGAAAAAGAUUUGCAACUAGCAGUUACAGUAGCGCUUAUUUAUGCACAUAGACAUGUUAAUUUGGCUGAAAGAGAAGCGAUACAUAAUUUAGAAUCAAAGUUGAAAGAAGAAAAGAAACAGGCCAGUGCCAUAUCAUUUUAUUAUGCAGGAUUAUUCCUUUCUCUAGCAGACAUGUUUGAGAAAGCAUCUGAGUACAUAAACAAAGCAUUGCGCAAAGACCCAAAUUAUUUAGAUGCUAUUAUUUUGAAAGGUUGGAAUGAUAUGUAUAUGAACAUUGGAGAAAUGCAUAUAUCUAUCUUGGAUUGCUUGGAAGUAGCUCUUAAGAAAAAUGACAAGAAUAUAGAUGCAUUACUUGGUUUUGCAAAGUUUAAAUACUUUGCAAAAGAUUAUGAUGCCUCCAAUUUAACAUUAGAUAGACUGAUUGUAAGCAGCCCUGGACAAGUUGUGCCAUUAGUGGAGAAAAUGAAAAACGAAUUUGCAAUGCAAAAAUGGGAUGCAGUCUAUGAUACAAUUGAAAGAAUAUUUGCGAUUGAUCCUAAUAAUAUUACAGGUUUAAAGAUAAGAAUAUAUCUUGAUCUUUGUAAGAGUUCUGACUACAUUGAAGCAGCUGAUCAACUUAAUAGAUUUUACACUGUAUUGGAAAAUGAAGAAAUGCAUAAUGGCUACCAGUUCCACAACACUACACAGAUGUUUUCUAGAAUAUGUGGGAGAUCUAGUGCAGUACUUUCACAAGUGUAUCGAUUUGCACAAUAUGCUUCAGAAAUGUACCCUAAUAAUGUUGACUAUUUGAGUGAAGUUGGGUAUCAAUGUAUACUGCAAGGGAAAUAUAAAGAUGCCAUGAGUUUCUUCAAAGCUGGUAGUAAGUUGGAUAGUAAUUCAAUAACUGCUUUGUGUGGACUAACUUUAUGCCAAAUGCUUGAAAAUGGGCCUACAGAACAAAUAGCUCAGCAAGUAGAAUUAUUAUUUGAGAUGCAAGGCUCUAAAAAAUUACCACUUUUGUAUUUUUUAUCAGCACAAUUGAAUGUGAAGAGUUCCUCUAAUGCAAUAUCAUAUUUGAACACAGCAUUUGAAACAAAAAUAGCAUAUGCUAAACAAUACCCUUUCAGCCUAAGUUAUAUCAAGGAACUUGAUCCAGAUUUUCUACUAGAAGUCUAUAAAGAGUACAAAAAGCAUUUACCUAAAAAACCAUUUGUCAUUGUCGGCUACCUUUUAUAUUCUCAGGAAGGAAACACAACUCAUGUAUCUUACUGUUUCAAGAUUUUGGACGCAAUAUGUAAUGCAUGUCCAGGGUUGAUACCAGCUCUUUAUGAACUGGCAAAGUUGAAAUUCCUAUUUGGAUAUGCAAUUGAAGCACAGAAGAUAGCCCAGAAAAUCAAUGAACUUGAUAGCACACAUGCUGGGAGUCAAGUUUUGUUAGCACAAAUUUUCAUCCAGCAAGAAUCUUUUACAAAAGCUGCACAAAGCUUAGAAAUGUGUUUGAGCUACAAUUUCAAAGUUAGAGACAGUGCUAUGUACCAUUUUCUAAAUGGUAUUAUUUUGAAAAGUGCUAAUCAACCUGAAGAGGCCUUGUCUAGUUUUUUAACUGGUCUUCAAAUAGCCACCAGCAAGAGUAAUCUUGGUAAUACAAAUAGGGCUUUUGAAUCCGAUUUGAAUAUAAUUGACAAAGCUACAUUGUACUUGCAAAUUAUUGAAAUACAAACAGAUUUGGGACAGUUUGGUGAAGCAGGGAAAACUAUGCAGGAAGCCAUUCAAGAAUUUUCCUACACAACUGAGGAGGCUCGUCUCCUCAUAGCGCGAGCAGAUCUCGCUUUAAAGAAAGGCGACAUUGACAAUGCCAUAGACAUUUUGAACGAAAUAAAACCUGGUCAGCCAUACUAUUUCCAGGCCCAUAGCAAGAUGGCACACAUCUACUUAAAAGAGAAGAAAGAUCGUGCCAUGUUUACUUCGUGUUUUAAAGAUAUAGUGAGCAACCAUCCAAUGGCUGAUGCUCAUACUAUGAUGGGUGACGCUUAUUUGUCUAUUCACGAACCAGUGCAAGCCGCUGAAUCAUACGAAGCAGCUCUUAGAGGAAAUCCCAAUGACAUACAACUGAUUAAGAAACUUGGCACGGCUCUAGUUAAAAUGCAUGAAUAUGAUAAAGCCAUACAACAUUAUGAAAACUCUAUUAGAACGCUAAAUGACGAUGAACUGAAGUUUGAGUAUUUGGAGCUUCUUAUUAAGCUAAAAUAUUACGACAAAGUAGACUCGACAAUAUCAUCAGACUUAAAUCAGAUGUAUAACAAAGAGAAGGACAUAACCACGUUAAAAAGAAGAGUGCGUCUCCUUCUAUUACAAACGAAGAGCAGAGAACUCAAGAACCCAACAGGUGGAAAUGUGAACCUCAUAUUAGCGGAAGCUAAAGAGUUGCAGAAUGCGAUAGUGAAGAGAGUGGAGAUUGAUUCGAGAGGAGAUGUACAAGAAGAGAAACGGCAGUUGUCGAACAUUCUAUGUGCUCUUGCGAGGUUCAAGUCCACGAGAGAGCCAGCGGUGGCUGUCAGUCUGUACUCAGAAGCGUUAAUACACACGCCGCGAGAGCCUAGUACCUUGUUAGCUUUGGCUAAAUUGUAUGCUCAGAUGAACAACCCUGAAAAAUGUGAGCAAACUUGUUCGAUUUUAUUGAAUGCCGAUCCAAACAACGAGUCGGCGGCGGUCAUGAUGGCUGACCUCGCUUUUCGAAAGGUUGAUUUAGAAACUGCACAGCGGCAUUUGACGCAAAUCCUCUCCGUGAAGCCGACGAGCUGGGAGGCGCUCGCGCAGCUCAUCGAGGUGCAGUGGCGCCGCGGCAAGCUCGCCGACGCCGAGCAGGCCUUGGACGCGGCCAAGCAGAGCUUAGGAGAUCGGGAUGAUCCGGGGUACUCGUACUGCCUGGGCGUGUGGUCGACGUACAGCGGCGCGUGGAACGCGGCACUGCGGCAGUUGAACCUGUCGCGUGCGCGUGCGCAGUGGGCGCGGCUCGCCGCCCGCCGCAUGGCGCUGCUGUGCCUCGCGCACCCGCCGUCCGCGGACACGCCCGCCGCCACCGCCGCCACCGCCGCCAGCGCCGCCACCGCCGCCGAUGACGUAGACACGAAACAACUAGCACUGAGGACAGCAGAGAAACUCCUCGUGGAAGUGGCUCCGGCAGACAAAAAAGCUCUUCAAGCACUUUUGCUACUAGCGAACAAACAGAAGCCGCAAGCAGAACGAGUACUGCAAGACCUACUUCCCUUGGCUACUGAGGAUGGGUAUCAAGAUGACCCGUACAUCAUUCUAGCAAUUGCUAUGGCCUAUAAUAUUAUCAAACAACCAACACGGGCUAAAAAUAUAUUAAAGAGGACAAUAUCCGGUAUACCAUGGACUCCAGAAAAGGCAGAAGGGUUGGAGAGGUGCUGGUUGGAAGUAGCUGAUAAUCAAAUUAGUUCGGGCAGAAUAGAUGCAGCAAAAGAAUUGUUAACUAAGAUUUUGAACCAUAACAACUCUUGCGCAAUGGCGUAUCAAUACUUGGGUUCCCUAGCAGAAAAGGAGCAAAACUACAAAAGCGCCGCGCAUAAUUACGAUAACGCAUGGACUCAUGGCGGAAAGAGUGAUCUUGCUGUGGGAUAUAAACUAGCUCACGCUUAUCUUAAACUGAAGAAAUAUCCAGAAUGCAUCGUCGUCUGCAGACAUAUACUAAAAGCCCAUCCAGAUUACCCGAAGCUAAAGAAAGAGAUACUUGAGAAGGCUAAGACUAACUUGAGGACGUAAAUCGUAGAACAAAGUUCACAUUUAAAUAUUCUAACGCACAAAAUAAUUUAGGUUCCUUUAAGCUUUUUGUUUGACCAUAAACACGGAGGAUAGACUGUGAGUGCCAUAGCUGUGAAGUAAUUAUCGGCAAGAAAUGAGAGAGAUAGAGCAACUAUGCGGUCAGUAGUUGUCUAGAAUUCUGAUUGGACGGGCGACAAAAUUAAUGCAAAACACAUACGCCGUUGUUACUAUAGACAUGCAUAAAAGAUGUAUGGUCUCACAUUAGUUUUAUGUUUUUCUAAAUAGUGGUCAAAUUUAACCAUAUUGCUUAAUCGCUAGGCAUAUGGCGGAUUCGUCACAGAUUUCGUAUAUGGUAAUUCUUUAUUAAAAUAAUUCUUGGAAUAUAUUCGAUUGGCUAUACCGUUGUAUAAAUGCAUGCAGUUAUUGGUCAUUCGUAAACUUAUAACGUUAAGUUAAAAUAUAUAUUUCUCAUUGUAUUUAUUUGACUUAUUCGUGCACUGGAUGU